AGCUGCACCCACUCCACUGUCCGCCCACUGUCGCGCCAUGCGGCUCUUGCGCGGCGCCACGGCCCCCGCCGUCCUGCUGAGCGUCGCCGCUGGUGCUGGUGGCCCGGGGCAGUGCAGUGCGCAGGAGGGCACCUGCGGCAAAGGCAAGCUGAAGCUAAGGAGAUGCGCUCCACCUGCUGGGCAUGAUUUGGUACCAUCGAGGAGGCUCUCCCUGAAGGCGGCGGUGAAAGCGUGCCGCCAGCUGAGCGGCUGUCGAGCCGUCACGGCCGAGGUGGGCAACGACUUCCAGCGAGAGGCAGACUACGAGUGGCACUUCAAAACGACGUCGGAGCCUUGCAAAGGAUCCCAGGAGAGUCGCACGGUGGAGGUGGACCACGUUGAGGGUCAAAGUCGCUCGUCUUCGUGGCGGCCACGACCCGGGCACGAGCUGGAGAGCGUGGAACUGGUACAGCAAGACCCGCCCGUCUUGAGACUUGAGGCUUUCCUCUCGGAUGCUGAGAUUCAGCACAUCAAGAGCCUGGCGCUCCCUCGUUUCGUCCAGUCCACCGUGGGAAUGACCUACGAGGCGGGUCAGACUCGGACCUCCGAGACGGCUUGGCUGAACGCGCUUCAGGACAAUGAGGACGAGGUGCUUUUGAACAUUACCGCUCGCAUUACCCAGAUCACCAGGUUGCCCAACGAGAAUAUGGAGCCGUUUCAGGUCGUGCGCUAUCAACCUGGACAAUCUUUCCAAAGUCAUCAGGAUUACCUGGAUGAGCAAGAACAACAAGCCUGUGGAGGCCGUGUCGGCACCUUCUUCAUGUAUUUGAACGAUGUGCCCGCAGGAGGUGAGACGCGUUUUCCGGACUGGGGCUUGAGCAUCAAGCCCGAGAAAGGUUUGGCCGUGUUGUGGUGGAACGUGAACUACACCGCCCUGCAGAAUGGCCAAUUCAGCGGGCAGAAGGAUGAGACGGCGCGGCACCAGGCCAUGCCGGUGGAGGAGGGUGAGAAGUGGGUGGUGAACCGUUGGCUUCACCCUUAUGACUUCCUAACGCCUUACUUCGCCGGCCAGCUGAGAUGACGGGCCAAAAACUAAAAACGCCAGAUUUGCACCCAAGCAGAAAGAGAAGAAACAAAGAGCGCACAAGCAUCAGAGUGUUAGGCUGGGGGAUUUGUUG
Messenger RNA from Durusdinium trenchii, 1157 nucleotides. NCBI's taxonomy places the organism in Eukaryota, Dinophyceae, Suessiales, Symbiodiniaceae. The record is from the annotation of a GenBank genome assembly.